UGAUCCGCCUCCGCCUCCCAAACGCCAUUCUCAAACCGCCACCGCCACCGCUCCCCGCCGGCGAGCCCUCCCCCGCGAGCCCUGCCCCCGCCGAAGCACGGACGCCCCGCCACCUCGAAGGGUUAAUAAACUAGCACCACCAGCUUAGGAGGGCCUGAUAGCAGCUCAAUCAGUGGAUGUGAAUAUUCUGCAUCCCAUUUAAGUUCUGCUUGAGAUGGCAGUUGGGAUGACAUCCCACCUCUUCCAGGGAGGGGCUACUACCAGCAGAUUUAGCCAAAUCAACAAAUUUAGAAGCCCAGAGAAGCGUUGUUCUCUCUCCUUGCCAUCCACUUCGCUUCCUUUUCUUGCUUAUGGGCAGGAUUUAUUGGUUCAGAACGUGUUGGGUAGGAGCUACAGGCCCAUGCUUUAUGUGCCUUGUAGAUAUAGGGCCUCGGGUGCUAAAUCUUUUGCUUUGCCAGUGUCUUGGAAGGAAAUUCCGCUGGUCAAGAGCACGUCGUCAGCAUUGGCUAGGUCGUGUGACAGUUUACUUGCAAAUCCUGUCACUGCCCUUGUGACACCUGCAGUUGGAAUAAUUGUCUUUGCCCUAUGGGGCUUUUUGCCUCUAGUGAAGGACAUUAGAAACCGUAUUGAUCACGGAGGAAACUGGAAACAGAGCCCCACAUACCUAAUUUCUAGGUCGUACCUUCAACCUUUGCUUCUUUGGACAGGAGCAACGCUAAUCUGCAGGGGUUUGGAUCCAGUUGUGCUACGUUCAUCAGCAAGCCAAGCUGUUAAAACGCGUCUUGUAACUUUUGUGAGAUCUUUAUCUACCGUCCUGGCUAUUGCAUAUGUUCUUACAAGCUUGAUUCAGCAGGUACAUAAAUUCCUAGUGGACGUACGUAACCCCAAUGACACAAAAAAAAUGGGUUUGGAUUUUACCGUGAAAGCUAUCUAUACUGGCAUUUGGAUUGCUGCUGUUUCUCUCUUUAUGGAGUUGCUGGGUGUCAAUACCAAGAAGUGGAUAACUGCUGGAGGUUUUGGGACAGUAUUGCUUACGCUUGCUGGUCGUGAGAUUUUGACUAACUUCAUCUCGAGUGUUAUGAUCAACGCCUCACGCCCAUUUAUUGUGAAUGAAUGGAUCACUGCAAACAUAGAUGGUGUUGAGAUCACUGGCGUCGUUGAGCGUGUUGGUAUGUGGUCUCCAACAGUUCUUAGAGGUGACGACAAAGAAGCUAUAUACAUUCCUAACCAUAAGUUCACAGUGUCCAUAGUGAGAAAUAACAGUCGAAGGAGCCACUGGCGUAUUAAGAGCUAUCUUGCGAUAAGCCACAUGGAUGCUGGAAAAAUUAGUAUAAUUGUUGCGGACAUGAGGAAAGUCUUGGCUAAAAAUCAGAAUAUAGAACAACAGAGGCUACACAGAAGAGUAUUUUUUGAGAAAAUUGAUGAAACGACCCAAGCUCUCAUGAUUUACGUAUCCUGCUUUGUGAAGACUUCACAUCUUGAGGAGUAUCUGAAUGUCCAGGAGGAAGUUUUGUUGGACUUUCUUAGAAUAAUUGGCCAUCACAGGGCAAGGCUUGCCACCCAAACUCGAACGGUCCAGAAAUCGUAUGGCAACGCAGACAUAGAUAACAUUCCUUUUGGAGAGGAGAUGUACACUCGUGUACGUGGCCGUCCACUUCUGAUUGACACCUCUGCAAAGGUCAGUGAAGGCAAGCCUAAAUCUAGAUCAACCUCACGUGAAGAUCAGAGAGUCAAGACAAGCGCAUCGGCUGAGACCAGGGUAGGUUCACCAGAUAGUGCUAGUGUAAGCAACUCAGACAAGAAGGAACAGAAAAAGAUGGUGUCAGAAGAUGGUCCAACGAAGAAUAGCAAGAAUGAUCAUGGGAUGUCAACACAAGCAUCUCUGGCUGGUAAAGGGGAGUCUCGAGGAUCCGAGGCCACAGAGCGACAAGGAGAUGGGUCAGUUUCUCUUCCUAAUCCUAAGAAAGAAUCUAGACCUGGCCUGGAAGAUAACAUUGUUCUGGGUGUAGCACUUGAGGGCUCCAAGAGGACACUCCCCAUCGAACAAGAAACAGAUCCUCAUGCAUCCGAAAGCGAGCAAGGCACAGUUGAGGUUGGUUCAUUGCCGAAGGAUAAGAAAGGUCAAAGCCAUAAGCCAUGAGGGGGGUCAAUCAAGUCAUCUAGAGAAGGCCGGCCACACGAACUUUGAUUCUUGACAGGCGAUACAAGCUCAAGCAGGGUCCUUGCCAGGGAUUCGUCACCAUGCCUACCUUUUUUGUGUGCUGGUGCAAAUGCUAUCUGUCGCCCCCUUUCUUUUUCCUUUUCUUUUUCUUUUUGUAAAUCUUCGCUGAUGCCUCCUUGUUUGGCAAGGAACCUGUUAGUUCAUAAAAUGUAGCCUAGUCAUUGACUGUGCUCCCUGCGUAUGGAUAUCUUGUACGUAUGGUGAAGCGUAUCAAACAUAAAUUGAGCCGACACGCGUCGGCUGUUGCAUAUUAUCUGUGCUGCUUCAUUCUGGCUU
Messenger RNA from Triticum dicoccoides, 2497 nucleotides. RefSeq names its product mechanosensitive ion channel protein 2, chloroplastic-like. Gene Ontology annotation, biological process: transmembrane transport. NCBI's taxonomy places the organism in Eukaryota, Viridiplantae, Streptophyta, Magnoliopsida, Poales, Poaceae. The coding region runs from base 215 to 2140 and encodes 641 amino acids. The transcript is spliced from 14 exons. The record is from RefSeq and is a predicted model, not a curated record. Gene Ontology annotation, cellular component: membrane.